UUGGACCGGAAGUGGGAGCGGGUACCUGUCAUAUUCGGGUACCCGCUCCCACGUCUGGUCCGAUCACCUAAGCGAUCGGAAGCGGAAGGUGUCCUCCCUCCCUGUAGUCUUUUGGGACACGUGACAGGUCCCAGAAGACUACAGGACCAUUCAUGAAGCUCAGCGCACGCAUGCACAGUGGGUACCUGGCUGAGAUGCUGCAAGCUGUCACAGCCGGGUGCCCACACUGAAGAUGCCGGCCUCCUAGAAUACAGGACGGCCGGUGAAUCGGGCUGCGGGGGACACACCACGG
Staurois parvus is the source of this 292-nucleotide messenger RNA. The record is from the annotation of a GenBank genome assembly. Lineage: Eukaryota; Metazoa; Chordata; Amphibia; Anura; Ranidae.